Colletotrichum acutatum is the source of this 595-nucleotide messenger RNA. RefSeq lists its product as uncharacterized. The record is from RefSeq and is a predicted model, not a curated record. The transcript has a single exon. NCBI's taxonomy places the organism in Eukaryota, Fungi, Ascomycota, Sordariomycetes, Glomerellales, Glomerellaceae. Bases 209 to 511 code for a protein of 100 amino acids.
CGCAGUAUUGGUGAGAAAUCACCUUUCUUUACCCCGUCAGCUCAGAGGCGAAACCACCCUGCGAUUCUCAUAAUACUCUGUCUUAACCCGUUCAAUAUUGAUUACCAACUAGUGAGGUAGUCGUCAGAAUAGUAGUACAGACCAAAUCACAUUCGCCUUCACACACGCACACACACAAGAUCUUGAUCUUGGUCCGCAACAAUUCACCAUGUCUAGCGACGAGGCCACGGAAGCGCUGCUGCUCUGCUACUUGGACGGGAACAAAAUCAUCUUCAGAUAUCUCCGUCGCAACGCAGGAGCGGACAACAGCUCGAGCUUCUCGACCAUCAGCAAGCCGUAUCCGCUCAACUUGAGCAAUGCGCUAUACACCUUAACCCCGGGCUACCGGCCUUCGUGGCCCAUGCCGGUCAACUACAACGAAAACAUAGAGAUAAAGUCCACAGGCGCUCUGACCUGGCAGGACGGUCUCGCCCAGCUGCAGAUGGUCGUCGUCGUCAGCCACGGCCAGUAGAGCAACGAUUCCAUGAACCCGCGAUACAAGGCCUUUGUGCUGGAGCUCACCCCGAGUCUAGACAUCUGCUCCGUUGCGUGCCUG